Messenger RNA from Macrobrachium nipponense, 3015 nucleotides. RefSeq lists its product as uncharacterized. NCBI's taxonomy places the organism in Eukaryota, Metazoa, Arthropoda, Malacostraca, Decapoda, Palaemonidae. The transcript has 8 exons. The record is from RefSeq and is a predicted model, not a curated record. Bases 456 to 2957 code for a protein of 833 amino acids.
GAAGAAAUAGAAGAAGAAGAAGAAGAAGAAGAAGAAGAAGAACGUAAAGUCGUAAACAAACCCUGCAACUGUCAAUGUUAAAUGCUACGGCUUGCUCUCAAUAGGAUUAACCACCUUCGUGAAUAAUGGAAUAAAUGUUUGAAGAACUGCUGAAUGACCUUGGCAAGGAAAUGAAGAAAAAUAAUACAUAGCUGCACUGUAACUGGAACAAGUCAAAGAAAUAUGGGUCAUUUAGUGAUGAAACCAACAACAAAGUAAAAUACUCUUAUUGCUAAGAUAGAGUUCAUAUAGGGAAUUUCGGAAAAUGAAACUCAUCAUUUUUUAUAUCUGCAAAAAUGAAUCCCAGUCAGCAGGCUUUGUUUAUUGGCUGAUUUUUGUGUAAUAUCAAUAGAUAUAGAGUACAGUACAGUAUAGCAGUAUUAUAUCCAUCCUAUAAUACAGCUGUUUUAGCAUCCAUGAUGAAUCCCCAAAUGCAGUUUAACUUGUCACAUAUCAUUGGGCAAGCUGUAGAUGUUACAAAUUAUACAUUUCAGCACCAUAUACAUGGCUAUGGUAACAUAAACAGUAUUAGCAACAUCAAUAAUAAUGUUAGUAACCCUCAGGCAGUAGGAGCUCAGCCAGUUCCUGUUCAGAAUGUUGAAGUGCCUACUGUGUCUGUUCCCCCAGGUACAGGAGUACUAGCCCUGAGUUAUGCACAGCAGCAACAGCCAGCUCCUAUGCAAUCUUACCAUGCUGUGUUUAACAGCAUGACAGUGACGCAUGUUGCACCUCAAGUCCCCACACCACAAGUCCAAUAUUUUUCAUAUGACUCCCCUUGUGUUACUUUAAGGCCACAUGUGCAUUCUCAAGUAACUCACCAGGUGCCUCCCACACAUGUAAUGAAUGCUCAGGGAUCUGCAAAGUACAACAGCUGUUCUUUGCCUUUUCAGAAUUUAAAUUCAGUUGAAGUUGAUAGUGGGGCAGCAAGUACUUUGCAGCCAGAAACCAUUAGUAAUGGUAGUGCUGAAAUGAAUGAAGUUCUUGUGGAAACAAGGAAGAAGAGGAGGAAGGAAGGCAUUAAUGCAAAAUAUGAAAGGAAGACACGAAGAAAUCGAGGUGAGGCGUACAUUAGUGCAUCUGGAAAACAUAUGAAGGCAAAACAAUAUAUUGAGAGAGAUUGUUCUUGUAAAAACAAGUGUAUAUUAAAAUUAGGGACUGCUGAAGAUCGGGAAAAUGUUUUCAAAAAAUUCUGGGGCAUCGGGAACUUUUCCCAGCAAAAUGCUUAUCUUAUAGAAAAUGUGACAUUAGUCCCAAGUGAAUGCAAGAAACGCAAGAUUCCAUCAUCAGAGGCUGAGGAAAAGAAUUUGAAAACCAUGAAGAGAAUUUACCAAAUUAAGUUACCAAACACAAAUAAACCAGUACGUGUUUGCAAGUCCAUGUUCCUCAGUCUACAUGGAGUUUCUAAUGGACGUCUAGAUCGAGUUCUUCAGGCAGUAAAUUGUUCUUUAUCUUUUGCCUUGCAGGACAGAAGAGGCCAGCAUACCCCAAGCAAUAAAACUUCCGAAGAGGACGUAAAAUUUGUAGUUGAGCACAUUGUUGCUAUGAGGCAGAGAAGGCAAAGUGGUUUUGGUUCUUCAGCAUGUACAAAUGAACAUGGACUUUUGCUAACUCAGAUGUCUUCAGAAAUGCCUGUUGCAGGAGGGAAAGAAGUGUCUGUGAAAAGGAUGUAUGCUUCUUAUAAGAUGCUUUGCAAAGAAGAAGGAAGACCUCCUGUCAGCCUUUGGGUUUAUAGGCGCAUUGAAAAAAAUAAGUUUUCUCAAGAAAAUAAUAACAAUACUGACACUGUAGCAAACACCGAUUCCUCUUGUGAUCGUACUUUUGUGAUGCAUACUCCUCUUGAAAAUAAUGCAAGACAAAUUUUGUCAGUGAAUAUAGUGAAUGCCAGUGAAGGGACCAACAGGAUUCUUAAUGAAGUCACUCAUGUUUCCAGAAAAUAUAAUUUAAUGUCUGAUGCUGGAAGCGCAAGGAAACCUGGUUGUACAAUUGUGAUGAGCCGAGAGGAACGGAAAUCAAAAAGGAACCAGGGUCACUCAUAUUAUACUGCAACAGGCAAAUAUAAGGAUGAAAAAUGUUACCUUGAUAAAGAGUGUGGAUGCAAGUACAGGUGUAUCCCCAAACUGGGAAGUUUAGAAAUUCGUAAGAAGAUAUUUUCAGAGUUUUGGAGCCUUGCUGAUUUUUCACUACAGAAUGCCUAUAUUGCAGCAAAAGUAACUAUAGCUCCAGUUGUGAAAAAACAUGAUAAAUCUUCAGAGAAGUUUGCAAAGACAUGCAGCAGAAAUUAUUACGUCCAGUUAAAGGAAAGUGGUGGUGAUGUUCGUGUCUGUAAGAUGGCAUUUCUACAACUACAUGGUAUUUCUAAUGGAAGAGUCGAUCGUGUCCUGCAAGCAGUUGCCUGUAAAUCUCCUUAUGCUCUUCAAGAUCGUAGGGGCCAUCACUCGCCAAAAAAUAAAACUAGGGAAGAGGAUGUAGAAUAUGCAAGUUCUCAUAUGAGGUCUUUUCUCAAAGAGUAUCCAAGUGAAGCAGGGGAAGGUCCUAAUAAAUUUUGUCUUCCACAAGACUUCAAUAUACAGAAAAUGUACUUGAUGUACAAAGAAAUGUGCCUACAAAAUGGGAAGAUACCUGUUGGUUGUUUUGUUUACAGAAAAAUCUUGAAAGAAAGAUUUCAUUGUCAUGUUAGAUCCCCAGCCAAUAAAACUCCAGAUGAUGAUUUAGAGUUUGCAUUUCAACAUAUCAACUCCUGCACAGCUGUGUCAAAGGAAACUCCAGGACAAGGAAAGCAAGUGAUCUCACCAAAUCCCUUUUCUGAUACCAGUGUCAAGAAAUUACAUUGUGAUUAUAUCACAAAAUGUUAUGAAGAAGGAAGGAAGCCUGUUGGUAUUGAUGUGUACAGAAGGAUAUUCAAUUCAAAACAGAAGUAAUGCUAAGAUAUGCAUAAAAUUGAAUUUUUUGGAAAUUAAGUAUAUAUUUUUUAACAAA